AUGCCAAGCAUGCCGAGUCUGGGCAAGCUGGUGAGGAGCGAGGCGCUGCUGGAGGAGAAGCUGCAGAGCGUCAAGUGGAGUGGGCGCAACCACUGGAAGGGCGACGGCGAAAUGACGGGCAACGGGCGGAUACAGAUCGCAUACCCGAUGAAUAUCGCCAGUAGCACGCUGCUGGCCGACAUCGAAAAGGACCUGGUCAGUGUGGGCAAGCGCAAAAUGACCAGCGACGAGGGAUAUCAAUACAAGGUGGUGCUGGCCAAGGUGUACUUUUACGCAGCGCAGUUUGCAAAGUGCGGCGAGGUGCUGGCGUCGGUGCCAGACACGCUGGAGGAAAGCUCGCUGUCGGCAGACUACAACAAGCAGCUAUACAUUGCGCAGAUGGUGAUGCGCGGGAUCAUCCAGGAGAUGGACGGCAAGCUGCAAGAGGCGCUGGACACAUACGCGCAGGCGCUGGGCACGUACCGCGGCCAGCUGAGCGCACAUGCAGUGGUAGUGGUUCCCAAAGCAUCGGGUGGCAGCACCGAGGAGAUUGUUAAUUGGUCAGAGGAGGCGCUGUACCGACGGGCGCUGCUGUCGCUGUCGCUAGGCGACAAGGAGCACGGCAUGGAGCAACUGGGCGAGUACCUGCAGCAUAUGGACAGCGUGUCUCCGCCGGCGUUCCGCGUGUUCCGGCGGCUGAGAGCCAACCACGUGCUGCUGGGCAUUUCGCGGUCGCUGUAUACAUUGGAGGGGACGCGGCCACUGAAGCAGGCGCUGCUGGAUGGACACCAGCACCAGAUGACGCUGCUGGGCAUGGCAAUGCGGUUCCCGCGGGCAGACGACGCCAAUAGCGAAGUGCUGGUAGCCGUUGAUGCAGCGGCAGGCGAUUGGAACUUGACACAAGCGUAUUCGCGUACCGAGUCUCUGCGGCUGCUUGAGCUGCUGUAUCAGGCGGUGCACAUCACGUAUAACUCGCCGCAGCUCAUGCGACACCUGGUGCAUACGCUGAUCCGGUUCGGUGACUACCACGAGGCAGGGCUGGCUUUCGGUACAUACAAUGUGCUGGUGGAACGGCAGCUCGAGACUGUGCGCAAGGCACUGCGUGCUGCGCUCAGCGAGGGUGGGCCGCGGGCGCUGCAGCUCGGCGUGGGCGUCGAGUCAAUCAACGAUAUUCUGGAGACAACCAUCACCGGCACGCGGCUGCAUCUGGUGCACCUGCAGAAUCCGCAGGAAAGCCUGGCGCUGGCCCAUGCGGCAGGCGAUUUGAUCGACGAGAUCGAAGGGCUGGAUCCGGCAAACGCGUACGUUGGGCGGGUGCCGGAGCAAAUCAAGGCGCAGCUGGCGCUGUGGCGCGGGGCAGCCCACGCACGCCUGUCGCAGGCCAGCAGGGAGCCCGAGAACCGCACGCACCACCACACUGCGGCGCUGCAGCAACUGCAGCAGGCAGUGGGGCUAGCACCGCGCAUGUACGAGGCUCAGUACCAGCUGGCGCUGGAGCAGGCGAUCGGCGCGCGCGACAUUACCUCAGCCACGGCCUCAGCCAAGGCAGCAGUGGCGCUGGACGCUCGACGGCUCGAGGCCUGGCACCUUCUGGUCCUGCUGGCCACCGCGCGCAAAGACUACGCGACCGCGCAGCGCAUCUGCGACGUGGCUCUGAAGCAGAGCGAGUGGUGGGCCGUGGACUGCGAGAUCCAGGCAGCCGGGCCCUCGCGGCCGAGCCACCUUGGGCUAGUGGACAGCAAGCCGGCAGCUCGCGGCGGCGACAUCGACUCGGGCAUCGCGUACCUGCGGCUGCGGAUGACGCGGCAGCUGAUUGAUAGCAAGCUUGGCGGCCUGGCGGCGUGUCUGAAAUCGCAGCCGCAUAUGUUUGCAUUGUAUGGCUGCGUUUUCGGCCCCGUGCUGUCGUCGCCCGAGGGCGCUGAUGAUGCGUCGGCGGCGCUGGAGCUUUCAAUGGCUGGGGAUCCGCGCUCGGCACCGCCGCUGCGCGAUCUGCUGGGCAGCCGCAAGCCGCACUCGAUGACAUCGGGCAAGCGCUCGCUGGCGCGCUCCUUGGCACGCACCAUGCUGGGCAGGCACGUGCGCCAGCGCUCGGCCGGCUCGCCCGACGACCACCCGACGACCACCGGGCAUGCACGCACCCACUCGCACAGCGUAAGGCGGUCCCCAGCCUUCCCCAGCAGCUCUCCCAGCGACUCAGCUCCGGCUCAGCCAGCCGAACCGACGGCACCCGCGCAGCCAGCACAGCAGCCGAAGCGGCAGCGGUCGAUGCCACAUCUGCGCAACGGCAGCGUGGACAGCGCACUGGCGGGUGAUGUGCCGACGGAGGCUUACUACGACAACCCGGAUCUGUCAGCAGCCAAGAUCCGCGCCAGUCUGGGCCUGAGCCCGAGCACGCGCGCCAGCACCAUCUCGGGCCUGGCCACCCACCACAGCGUGUACUAUUCGCCAAUCGCCACGCAUCUGUCAAUGCAGCGCCAGCAGGCGAGCCGCGCGCUAUGCGACCUGUGGCUCCUGUCGGCUGGAAUGUUCGUGCAGCUGCAGCGUACCGACGAGGCCGCCAAUGCAAUUAACGAGGCGGUCAAUGCGUGGCCCGAAAGCCCCGAUGCCCUGGUGAUGCGCGGCCAGCUGGAGCUCGCGCGCGGCCAGCCCCUGCCUGCCCUCAACGAGUUCCACGCCGCCGUCGCCCUGCAGCCUGGCAAUAUUCGCGCGGCCGUCGGUCUUGCCCGUGUCGAGUAUUUGCUUGGCCGUCGUGAUGUUGCCAUUGGGCUAUUGAAGAACAUCACCAGGGCCCAUGGCUGGUCGGAUCCCGAGGCCUGGUACUGGCUUGGGAGGCUGGAACGCGAGGUCGCCGAGGAGCGAGACCCAGGCUCUGAUAACCAGGCACUGGCGCGCGCUAUGGAAUACACCACGUAUGCCUUGGAGCUGGAAACCACCCAGCCUAUGCGCCCGUUCACGCUGCUAUGCCAGUGA
This is a messenger RNA of Linderina pennispora, 2949 nucleotides long. RefSeq lists its product as uncharacterized. The record is from RefSeq and is a predicted model, not a curated record. Bases 1 to 2949 code for a protein of 982 amino acids. Gene Ontology annotation, molecular function: protein binding. NCBI's taxonomy places the organism in Eukaryota, Fungi, Kickxellomycota, Kickxellomycetes, Kickxellales, Kickxellaceae. The transcript is spliced from 3 exons.